Messenger RNA from Mangifera indica (mango), 4883 nucleotides. RefSeq names its product paired amphipathic helix protein Sin3-like 2. Bases 350 to 4645 code for a protein of 1431 amino acids. The transcript is spliced from 24 exons. Gene Ontology annotation, cellular component: histone deacetylase complex; chromatin. Gene Ontology annotation, biological process: negative regulation of transcription by RNA polymerase II. Gene Ontology annotation, molecular function: transcription corepressor activity. The record is from RefSeq and is a predicted model, not a curated record. NCBI's taxonomy places the organism in Eukaryota, Viridiplantae, Streptophyta, Magnoliopsida, Sapindales, Anacardiaceae.
CUAACGUUAAGAGAAGAUCCUUCCAAAAUUAGCACAUAACAUAAACAUCGACCUUCUCAGGAAACUCUAGCUAUCUCAAACAUCACACCACUAUUUUCGAAUCCUCUCAUAUUUUGACUGCAUAUAAAUUACAAAACUAUAUUUUCAUACUUUUAUUUUAGUCCCAUGCACACAGAACAGACCCUCUUAAAUUUCCUCUCUUUCUCUUUCUGUCUCUUCAAAAUCAAAACUAAAUCUAUUUUCUUUUCUUUCUUUGAAAUUGAAACCCCAGCAAACUACAACACUGUUUUUUUUUUUUUUGUUUUGUUUUGAAGGAUCUUCACAUUUUUUUUACUGUUGAGAGAACCUAAUGAAGCGAAUACGAGAGGAUCUUUUUGGUGGGAGUGCACAAUUUAAGCGGCCCUUUGGUACUUCUCGCGGGGAAUCCUAUGUGCAAUCAAAUCUGCCUGGGGCAGGAGGGGCUGUUGGCGGUGGCAGCAGUGGUGGCAAUGGAGGUGGAGGGAGAGGAGUGGUAGGAUUAGGAGCAGCGCCAGCAGCUGUGGGAGUUGGUGCAUCACCGAAACUUACAACAAAUGAUGCCUUGACCUAUCUCAAGGAGGUUAAGGACAUGUUUCAAGACCAAAGGGAAAAAUAUGAUUUGUUCCUAGAAGUCAUGAAAGAUUUCAAGGCUCAGAGAACCGACACUGCUGGUGUCAUUGCAAGGGUGAAGGAUUUGUUUAGAGGACACAACAACUUAAUUUUUGGAUUUAACACAUUCUUGCCAAAGGGAUAUGAAAUAACCCUUGAUGAGGACGAUGCUCCACCAAAGAAAACUGUUGAAUUUGAAGAAGCAAUCAGUUUUGUAAACAAGAUAAAGAAACGUUUCCAAAAUGAUGAACAUGUCUAUAAGUCAUUCUUGGAAAUUCUGAAUAUGUAUAGGAAAGAGCACAGAGAUAUAAAUGAGGUCUACAGCGAGGUUGCUGCACUUUUUGAGGACCACAUAGAUCUUCUCGAGGAAUUCACCAGAUUUUUACCGGAUACAUCUGCAACAUCUUUAACUUAUCAAGUACCACAUGCCCGAAAUUCAACACAGCGUGGCAAUGAACGAAGCUCUGGCAUUCCUGCUUUGCGGCAAAUGCAUGUGGACAAGCAAUGUCGUCAAGAUAGAUAUAUUAACUCCCAUGAUCGUGAUCUUGGUGUUGAUCACCCUGGGAUGGAGGGUGACAAAGUGGUGAUGAAAUUGCAAAAGGAGCAGAGGAAGCAUGCAGAAAAAGAAAAUAAUAGGAGAAACCAUGAUCAAGAUGAUAGAGAAACGGAGCACGAUAACCAUAGGGACUUUAACUCGCAACGUUUUUCUGACAAAAAGAAGCCCUCCAGGAAAGUUGAAGGUUUUGGAGCAAAUUCUAAUUUUGCUUCUUAUGAUGACAAAGACUCCUUGAAGAGUAUGUACAGCCAAGGGUUCAUUUUCUGCGACAAAGUUAAGGAGAAGUUGUGUUCAGAUGAUUACCAAGCAUUCUUAAAGUGUCUCCAUAUUUUUAACAAUGGAAUCAUCAAAAGGAAUGAUCUACAAAAUUUGGUUACUGAUUUACUUGGAAAGUAUCCAGAUCUUAUGGCUGAGUUCAAUCAUUUCUUUGAGCAUUGUGAGAAUAUUGAUGGGUUCCUCGCUGGUGUGAUGAGCAAAAAAUCACUGUCUAGUGAUGGGCGUGUAUCUAGGGCUUUGAAGGUAGAGGACAAAGAAAGAGAACAGAAACAAGAAAAUGAAGUAGCUAAAGAAAAUAGAUACAGGGAAAAGUAUUAUGCAAAAUCAAUUCAAGAGCUUGACCUUUCUAACUGUCAACGAUGUACACCAAGCUAUCGGCUUCUACCAGAUGAUUAUCCAAUACCUUCUGCUAGCCAGAGAUCAGAGCUUGGUGCUCAAGUGCUGAAUGAUCACUGGGUCUCUGUGACUUCAGGAAGUGAGGAUUACUCUUUUAAACAUAUGCGCAGAAACCAAUACGAAGAAAGCUUGUUCAGAUGUGAAGAUGACAGAUUUGAGCUGGAUAUGCUGUUAGAAUCUGUGAGCUCAACUGCUAAGCAUGCAGAAGAAUUGUUGACUCUCAUCAAUGAAAAUAAAAUCAAUCUGGAGGCCCCCUUCCAUAUAAAGGAAUACUUUAAUGCUCUAAAUUUAAGGUGCAUUGAGCGCUUGUAUUGUGAUCAUGGUCUUGAUGUGAUGGACAUAUUGCGCAAAAAUCCAGCUCUUGCUCUACCAGUUAUCUUAACUCGUCUGAAGCAGAAACAAGAUGAAUGGACUCGGUGUCGGUCUGAUUUUAACAAGGUCUGGUCUGAAAUAUAUGCAAAAAACCAUUACAAAUCACUUGAUCAUCGCAGUUUCUACUUCAAGCAGCAAGAUUCAAAGAACUUGAGCACAAAAUCUUUGGUGGCUGAAGUUAAGGAGCUGAGAGAGAAUAAGUUGGCAGAGCACAAUGUUCUUUCUGCUAUUGCUGCUGGUCACCAGCAACCUGUAAUUCCACACCUGGAAUAUGAAUACUCUGAUCUGAGCAUUCAUGAAGAUUUGUAUAAACUUAUUUGCUAUUCAUGUGAAGAGAUGUACUCAACCAAGGAACAGGUGAAUAAGGCUAUGAAGCUUUGGACUACCUUCUUGGAACCAAUGCUUGGUGUUCCAUCUCAACCUAAUGGUGUGGAUGGUGCUGAUAGUGUUGGAAAAGGUAGGCAUGCUACAAAUAACAGUGCUUCAAGCAUAGUGGAAAGUGAUGGAAGUCCUGUGCCCAAUAGUUGUCCUGGGCCUGAUGGUACAGUAGUGAAUUCCAUGCAACCAAAAUCUUCUGCCAACGUAAAUGAAGAUGAACACACUCCGGCGGAUUUAAAUAAUAUAAGUAGAACUAAUCUGGCUAACGGGAUUACUUUAGCCAAAGAAAGUUCUUUGGACUUGGAUCGUGUCUGUAGAGAUGAUCUGACCUCUAGUUCUCUUCAACAGGAGAAAGUGCGUAAGGAUGUAGAAAUUACAGAUAAAAAGUACGGAUAUAGCAUGCAGCUUACUUCUGGUGAACAAGCAGCAAAUUCCAAUGCAUCACUUGCAAUUGGUGCUGAAAAUAUUCAUGGCAGCACUGGUGUUGAAGUGACUUCAGGAUGUGGUGCAACUCAUUUUGGACAUGGUGAUGGUACUAGUGAGGAUCAUUUUGGACAUGGUGAUGGUACUAGUGAGGAUCAUAAACUCAGCUCUGCUGUUGAUGCAGUCCCUCCACCAGAGGGUGUUGAUCUUGCAAAACUAGCUUUAAUGGCGAAUGGAGUUUUUAGAGAUGGUGCUAAAGUUAGUAAAUAUUGUGAAGAAUCUGUUGGGCCUUCCAAAGUUGAAAAAGAAGAGGGUGAAUUAUCUCCUAAUGAUGAUUUUGAGGAGGAUAAUUUUGGUGUUUAUGGAGAUGCUGGUAUUAAGGCUAUGCCUACGGUGAAACAAGGUGUUGAAAGCAGGCAAUAUAAGGCUGGAAAUGAAGAAGGAUCACGUUCUCAGAAUGCCGGAAGAGAAAAUGAUGCAUAUGCUGAUGAUGAGAACAGUGAAAAUGCUUCUGAGGCUCGUGAUGAAGCCUCAGGUAGUGAGUCUGCAGGUGAUGAGUGCUUUAGGGAAGAGCAUGAAGAGGAGGAAGAUGCAGAACGUGAUGAAGCUGAUGAGAAGGCAGAGAGUGAAGGUGAAGCAGAUGGGUUGGCUGAUCAGCAUUUUGUGGGAGGAGACAGCACGUCAUUGCCAUUAUCAGAAUGUUUUCUUUUGUCAGUUAAACCUCUUGCAAAGUAUGUACCAGCAGCUUCACUUGAUGAAGACAGGAAAGGUUGUCAAGUUUUUUAUGGAAAUGAUGAUUUUUAUGUGCUUUUCAAGCUGCAUCAAACCCUAUAUGAAAGAAUUCAAUCAGCAAAGACGAAUUCAACAACUGCUGAAUUGAAACGGAGAGCUAAGGAUGCAAGUUGCCCAGAUCUUUAUGCUAGAUUCAUGACCGCACUGUACAACUUGCUUGAUGGAUCUUCUGAUAAUGCAAAGUUUGAGGAUGAAUGUCAAGCUAUUAUUGGAAAUCAAUCAUAUGUGUUAUUUACCUUAGACAAGUUACUAUAUAGAUUGUGUAAACAGCUUCAAACCGUUGCAGCUGAUGAGAUGGACAAUAAGCUCCUUCAACUGUAUGAGUAUGAAAAAUCGCGGAAACCUGGGAAGCUAAUUGAUUCGGUUUAUCAUGAAAAUGCCCGUGUCUUCCUUCAUGAGGAGAACAUAUAUCGAAUGAAAUUUUCAUCUUACCCAUCACGUUUGGCUAUCCAGCUGAUGGACAAUGUGAUUGAAAAGCCUGAGGGAUUUGCAGUUUCCAUGGAUCCUAAUUUUGCAGCUUAUCUGCUUAAUGAUUUUUUGUCGACCUUUCCUGGCAAGAAAGAGCCACAUGGCAUUGCACUCCAGAGAAACAAGCGGAAAUAUGCUAGCCUAAAUGAAUCCUCUGCUACAUGCAUGGCCAUGGAAGAUGUUCAAUUGGUUAAUGGUCUUGAAUGCAGGAUAGCUUGCAACUCUUACAAGAUCACGUAUGUUCUGGACACUGAAGAUUUCUUCUAUCGCAAGAGAAGAAGUACGUUGCGAACCAGAUCUUCAUAUCAAAAUCUCGCAAGAAUAGAAAGGUUUCACAGAUUUUUGUCCGCCUCAUAAAUUCUGAAAAUACUAAAAACAGACUGUUUCAUAUGCUUGUAGAAGUCUUCAAGGCAGUCAAAGCCCAGAAAGAGGCAAGCUCAAGUGGCACAACCUUCAUGUAUCAUCUUAUAAGAAGGGUGGUUCAGGAAUGUAGUAUACUUUGAUAAGGUUAUAAUAUAAGCGGCAUUGGAGCCAUUAUUAGCUGUAAAUAGGGCUGUACGAUAAUGGUAAUGACAAGGACAUUUUUUUAAAGAUA